CUAUCCACUUGAUCUCGGGCUGCCUUUGUCUGCUAGAUUAAUGAACCGUUUUUUUUCCACUCUCAAAAGAUCUCGUAGCCGGCCACGAAAAUCCCACCGCCACCGCCAUCGCCACUAUCACUCUCGCUCGGAGAGCUCCGAUUCCCUCUCCUCUAGCUGCCAAAGCAGGCACAGAGCCAGGUCUCGGGAGGAAGGCCACAAAGCAAGACGAAGAUGCUCCCAGCACUGUUCAAAGAGCACUGAGAAGCGAAGCAUCUCUGCAGAGGGUCAGGCCAGCCAUUCCCCCCGCCAAACCCUUCAGAGCUACAGCUUCCUCUCAGCUAAGGAAGUAAUCUCAAAGUCGGGGUCAUCUGCUGACCUCUUUACCAAAACAGACAGCCCACUUGGCAACCUAGCCAGUCGGAAUGGAGGGGCUCAUGAAUCUGACUCAGGAAACGAUACUUCCUCCCCUCCCUCCACUCAGACAAGCUCAGCCAGGCCAAAGGACAGCCAGGAGCAAAGAAGCCUAGCCCACAAUGGCUUUGGCCAUGCCUUCUCACCUGGGAAGCCCAAAAUGGCCAACAGCGAUAACAGCUCUGAUUCGGGAAAUUCCUUCACCAGUUGCUUUUCCCAGAGCAAGGGAACAACUUUGGAAAAUCUCUCUCCGGAUGCCCAGGGACAGGACCAAAGAAGUUUCCUGCCCCCGUGUCUCACGUGCUCGGAGAUGAAGAAGCAGAGCCACCUACAUUCCCCAGACCGCAGCUCCCCACUGAGACCAUGCUCCCGCAGAGAGUCGUACACCAGCACAGGGCAGUCCUCCCGUGGCUCCAGUCGCUCCGCCCACUCCCGCUCAUUGCAUCAUCAGGCCACGCCCAGGUACUCCCGAAGCAGAUCCUACUCCUCAGGGAAAAGGUCCUAUUCAUUUUCCCCCAGCUACUCAUCCAAGUCCUGCAAAAGAAGCCCUGGAAGCAGGAACUCAAGAUCACGUCGUAGCCCCAGUUAUUCCCGCUACAGCCCCAGCAGGGACCGCGCGAGAGAGCACACGUAUGGCUCCAGCGAGAAGGAGUCCCAGAGGGAGCGGAGCAGGCGGCGGCGGAGGUCCUACUCGCCCAUGAGGAAACGCAGGAGAGAUUCUCCCAGCCACCUGGAAGCUCGCCGUAUCACGAGUGCCCGGAAACGCCCCAUCCCAUACUACAGGCCCAGUCCUUCCUCCUCCAGCAACGUCAGCAGCUGUUCCUCCUGGUACAGCAGCGUCAGCCGCUCUCCCGGCCGCAGCCGCAGCCGCAGCUACUCCAGCGACAGGAGCAGCCGGAGCAGAAGCUGGAGCAGCAGCAGUGACAGCGGCCGAAGCCGGAGCCGGAGUUCGGGCCCAAGGAGCAGCCGCAGCAGGAGCAGGAGUUACGACUCUGCGGACAGCUAUGACAGCCUGCGACGCUAGGGCGUCCCCCUCCCUGCCACCUGCAUGGGGGUUGUCUCUUUCAAUUCCUCUCUCCUCCAGCCUCCCUGGGGAGAGCUCAUUCUUUCAUGUUUCUGUUGUGGCAUCCACCAGCGCCCUGUUGUGCUGGGCACUGCACACAUAGAGGCAGCCCCAGAGAACACGUGGGCAGAGAGGUAGGAUCCGUGCUUUGCAGCGGCUGUAUUGAUUAUAAACCAGCCUCCCCCACCCAUUCCUUGCCUAUCUCCAGGGAAGCAUUUCCUAGGGGCUAAUCCAGGGAGUGAGUUUAGUUCCUUGCUUUUCCCUGGCCAGCAGGCAGCAAGCACUGAUUCUUUGGUUGGGGGAGAGGGAAAUAAUGUAAAGGAAACUCUCUUCAAGGCUUUUGGGCCAGGCAGGAAGUCUGGCCCUGCUUCUAUUGAGGUCAAUGGCAAAGCUUCCCUUGACUCCAGGGUGGAGCCCCCCAAGCGCUGCAGUGUGGCCUCUCCCCUCCAAAGGGAAAAACCAGAGGCUUCUGCAGGAUCAAUUCACCUUCCUUGGAGGUGGCUUUCCCACUGUGCCCCUCCCCCGGGGAAGAAUAUUCAGUCCCCAGGGAUCAGCCAAUUCCUGCUGUGAAUGUGAAGAAGGAAAUUCCACGGGGUGUGGAUUGUUUGGAAGGGGCCAGUCCCUUGCCCCGCCCCCAUUUUUAGGUCACGAGUUUGCUUCCCUUCACCCCAGCAAUAUGACCCGCUGGUGAGACGAUAAGCGGCAGUGGAAACAAGCAAGGGUUGGGAGCUGAGAGGCCAGGACAACAAUCAGGAAAUGCAAGGGAGCAAAGUCCUGUCACUGUGGCUCCUGUGAUGCCUCAGCACCAGAGCUCUCGGGGGCUGCUGCUGGUGGCCGGUUUUGUCACAGGAGCUUUGUGUGGGGCAAUGGAAUUCCCCUGCAGGGCACGUGGGAGUGUAAGUUCCAGGUCCUUUUGGGUACCGGGGCAUGGGGAACUCCAAUGAAACAUAUUAGUAUGUAGCCCCCAGGAGAGCCAGUCAUGGGCCUCAUUGCGCCAGGCGCUGUACAAACACAAGAGGAGGGUCCCUGUCCGAAAGAGCUUGAAGUUUGUGACCUCGACCCCUCCAGCCUUCCCUGCUCCCCCAAAGAUCAGUUCCCAUGUAAUACAAUGCCUGGCCCAGAGCUGCUCAAAGUGCAGAAGCCUCAACUAGCAAGACUUUUUAUUUAUCAGCAGAAAGGAGGGGGAGCCCCCAGCAGCAGAGACCAGCUCCAUGGUUAAUGAAAGAAGAAAGCCUGUCUUCUGUACUGACUGGGCAGGGGCCUACCAUGCUCCAUGCUGCUGCUACUUAGCGACUAGUGGCUAAUCAGAUCAGGGUUCCAGUGUGCUAGGUGCUGUACCAUCGUACAGGAAAUGACAGUCUCUGCCCCAAGGAUCUUGCAGUCUAAGACAUAACAGGUGGAUGAGCCAAACAAGCAGGCUGGCAUGGUGGGGCGGGGUGGAAGGGCGAAAGGGAUGGGGUAACACAUAUAAGAUGUGCACAAUGAGUGGCAGCAAUUGCAGCUUGCCACCUGCCUAGCCUGGCUGACAGGCCCAAAGAGACAGGGAAUGACAGACCAGGGAAGUGUUCCAGCUGCUUGGCUAGCUGGAGGAACACUCCUGGCAUCACCUGGGAGAGCAGCCAGGGGUGGAUAGCUGGUUUAUCGACAUGCCACCAACCCAGAGCAGAGACUAACAGCCCCCUGCCCCACAGGUGUCCGGUGUUGGUGCGACAGCCCUAGUGCAGGAGAGGGGUCCUUUGUGGGAUGGGGCAAGAGAGCAUUGCUGUUGGUUUAGGGUCUUCAUUUUCCCUGGUGCUUUAACACAGCCAGCUGCUAGGGGAUAAUCCCUCUUCGCAAAGCAGAGAGCGCAAGGUUAAAAAUGGGCGAGCGACUGGAAGCAAAAUAACUCAUCAAUCCCCAACUGUCCUCCCGGAGACAGCUGAGAAUAAUGGCUGCCCUGCCCCUAGAUUCCUUACUCUGAGCGCCAGAGCCCAGCCCUGGAGACACUUGUUGGAAAUUCCUCUGGGAGAUGUACAGUGACAGGCACAGAGACCCAUGGCUGAGCGUGCUGGCCUCCUGGCCCUCCCUCCCAGACACUCCCCCCAUACAUUGUAAGCAAGGGCACCAGGCCGCUAGGAAUUGUUCCCCCUGCAGAAUCACAGGAGUCCUUUGAAGAAAGAAUUAGCAGCCGCCGCAGUUUUACCCAAACACAAGGCAGCAGAAUGUUUUCUGUGCCAUGCAGAGGGUUACAACCUGAGUCUGGGGCUUGCUGGGGGAGAAUGCAUCCAGAGUAACCUUUCCCUGCCCUUUGCAGCAGUGCAGGAGGCAAUGCAGCGCCAUCUCCCCCCACACACACCCGUAGAUCUCUGAAGCAGCUGCUGCAUGAAGCACUUUACUUGCUGGUCCAGUCAGACAGCUACUCAGGUGGAGAGGUGGCAGCCUGAGGAGGAAGAAGCAGGAUCUAGGAAAGCGGGGGGUACCCAUCAAUUGCCCAUUUCCUGACCAGCCCUCGGCGCUUCUUGUGGAGGGCAGUGGUCAUCCUUCCUUUGUUUUCUCUUUGCAAUGAUUGCCAGUCCAGCCCGCUGUGCGAUUACUGUGAUUUGCUGCCUAACAAAGGCCUCUUGCAGGUGCAGGCUCAAUUGGCACUGGAAAGUUUCUUUUUCUUGCAACAGCUGAGUGCUUAGAGCAGCUAAUUUGGGAUUAAGAGGUUCGUUUCCCCCUCCUUCCCUUCCGUCUCCCCCAGCCUGCACAACUAUUAUCCCAUUUAGUCUUAAUGACACAAGGAUGUAGGGCCUCAAGUGUUCCGAGGGGCCGAGCAGAAAGUUGACGAGGAGACGAAAGACUGCACGUGUAAAGAGACGCACAUCUACUGGUUGAAGAGCCACCUGCCCCCCUGAGUCACGGAGACUUAAAAUGAACAGGCAAAGGCAUGACCUGAAUGGGAGGUGUUUGUGUGCAGUAUAUAGAGAGAUGUGGCUCACGGUUAUUAGCAGCUGUUAUUUCCUGUGAUCCAGGAAGAGGUGUGCAACCAUUCACAGAACGGAGGCCUUCAUUUCUAACCCAUCGAAGGAUUUCUAUAUUGCACUACUGCCAUGUAGCAAAGGUGGUUUUAUUGGCAAUGCUCCUCCACGGGCCAGAACCCGACUUAGGAGAGAUUCAAUUCUGUGUGAUCCAUGGGGUGGCAUGUCAUUGCUCGUAGUAGUUCAGGAAAAGGGUCUAGAUGAUUCUCAUUUUCCAACGUCUCUAGAAAAUAGAAAACUGGGAUUCCGGCCAGUGCUGCACCUACAGAUGUCCCAAAGUCAUGGCUGGGGGUUAAAUGCCACCCACCCCCUCUGUCUGAGUGUUUAUGUGGUGAUGUUAUAAUGUGCAGCCGUUGGGUGGGGGGGAGGGAAUUGUAUAUGUCCUUUUCUAGAUCUUACUCAGUCCCUCUGCCUUCAGUGUUUUGCAGCAAAAUCUACCUUGGAAGGAAUGAAGACUUUUGCCCCCCCGUGCCCAGCACGAUACUCAAACACAUCACACCUUUGUUUUCCCAGUAGGAUGCAGUCGCAGUUAUUGGAGGCCUAGAACAUUUGACCGAGGUCUAACUCCACCACUGUUGCAAGAAUAAGCCCUGCACGUGUUGAAUACCCAACCACGUCUGGUGCAAUUAGGCACCGUGCCAGGCAGUUCAAAGGAGGCUUGUAAAACUGGUGUAAAUAGUAAAACCUUGUGUUGACCUGACUUCCUUACUGAUGAGGCUCUACGAACAAAGCUCCAUGGACUGUCCUCAGUCCAUGUGGAUGGGAGUAGCAUACAUGGACCCAGGGUAAAGAGAUGGCUCCCAGGAGCAUGCUGAGCCUGCAGUGUCCUUCGCGUGGGCCUGCUGAUCCACUCAACAAGGACUGCCUCUCAUCCUACUAUCUAUCCCAUGGCAGCUAAAACUCCUUAGGUUUCCCAAUCAGCAUUGUAUUGGAGUAAACCUGUUAAAUUAUUUAUUAUUAUUAUUGUGAUUAUUAUUCUAUUUUUAAUUCUAUGUCAGACUGGAUGCAAUUGGUCACCGUUAACAGUAUUUAUUUAUUAUAUUUUUUGAAUGAUAAGUUAUUUUUGGGUUUGUUUGUUUGUUUCAAUGUCUCCAUGUCCCCUUGCAAGUCCAAAGGACAACUUCAGAACUCUAUGGUCGCUUUGCGUUCAGGCCUGGUAUUGACACAUCUGACUGUAGCUCAUACUAAAGUUGGUGGUAAGGAAAGCAAAAUAAGUCCACUUUAUUGUGAUAGAAGGAUGGGGGUGAAAAGUUAACGGGCAUCAGAAGGACGCUCUGCAUAGUCUUUUCCCAUUGAAAACUAGGGUUCAUCACAAAAUGUUUAUCCACCCUUCUGUGUGCUGGAGUCCAAUAGAUGUGUAUGGUGAUGGAUUCUAUUUAUGCAUCACAAGCCUGAGAUCUCACAGAAGAUAUGACAAGAAUCCUGCUGCUUCCUGUCUGGUUAAAUGGGAGAGGGGAGGGAAAUUUGCAAUCCUGCAAAGGGAAAUCACAGAACAGCCCUUUGCUAGGAGUAGAGGUGCCAGUUGGCUGAAAGGCAUAUUUCCCUCCUCUCCUUGAGUCAGACCACAAAGUAUAACCUGGCUUCUCUGAUGAAGAAACUCUGGUUCUCUCUGUGGUUGCCAUCCGUAGGACUUUUAUAUGGUGUUUGUUACCAACUGAUGACGUAGCUGUGGUAGAUACAAGAAACAACAGUAUGGAAGAACCAGCAGUCCUGAAGAUGUUUCCAAAACCCGAUGUCAAAGUGACAAAGUCCAGCCAAGUCAUGGGGAAAGUUAGUUUUUCGCACUCAUUGGUGGAGCUAUUUUAAUUUAACUUGAUGAAAUUUCCAGUACAGUCCAAAAGGCAGCCCUGCUUAUUGGUUGACAUUUGGGAUUUCUGCAGGUUUGCAAAAACCCCUCCAGCUUUUCUGUCGUCUGUGCCUUUUGCCAGCAGCUUUUUUUCUUUUUUUUAAUGGUGUGUUGCUUUUGAAGACAUUUUGCACCCUGACAUCUCCAAUUUCUGCCAAUGCGCUGCAAAAAAAGCAUUCUUCGGUUAGUGGAAACACAACUCGGUUGUACAUGGAUCAUGGCUAAUUUGAGGCUAGCCAGCUUCUCCUGAGAGUGAGGGAUUCUUGAGGACAUUUGCAACUCUUCAGAUAGUUCUAAAGUUUUAUGAAAUAGUUAAACCUCCCUCCCUCUCUCUUGUUCCCACAUCCCAAUGAAGUUUGAAAUGCUCCUACAUUCCAAAACCCAGGGACCCCACAAGGUUCUCGUUUGUAUAAUGUACAGUGAUCUAAAUCAUGUUGUUCUGGGUUCUGUUAUUCCUAACUGCUCGUUAUGCUCUUUUAAUAGCUAAUAUCCCCCCACUCCACCACCACACCCCCAAAAAAACCCAAACAAACUGGAAUCCUCAUGGUCUUUCUGUCCUGAUUCUCCAGAUCCUAUUUACACCUCACUGCAGAACUCAGCUCUUCGGCUUCUGCACUGACUAGCAAAGAGUUGGAGCAGUGUUAAGGCCCCAAUGCACCUGCUGCUCUCAGUGGUUUACCCACGUCAGCUCUUUUGCUUUACGCCGGUUGUGAUGGUUUAAAUUUAUUUUAUUUGCAAGUUAUACCAAACUAUUGUCUGCAAGCAGCCGAUCAAUGUUCUUUUGCUAUGCAUUGUACAUAUAGUGAAGAGGCUAAGAGGACUUGGCCUGUUAUUUAAUAUUUAUUUCUUUUAUUUAUUGAGCAUUAUUUAAAGAUGAUAUUUGGAUCCUGCCAUUGGGGGCCUCACAGACUGGAGCCUGGAAAUUUGGGGUGUUGCCAUCUCUGGGGUGGCGGGGCACAUUGUAAAAGAGGUAACUGAUGAAACUAUCGAAUGAAAUGGACUCUUGUCAAAAUGGAGGCUUCAGGUAGACAAAUUGGGAUCAGAUUGAGCUAAAAUGCCAGUACAUCAUAGGGAAGCCUCAUUUAGCUGGAAACAAAUAGCAGAGGGGGAAAUUAAUGAACCAAUUUCUGUUAAAGUCACAGCUCCUUGAAAAAGUAUUUUAGGUAUCUGGAAGCAACUGUUUAGCCUGUAAUUUGAGGUGCUAAUAGGAAGAUUAGACUUGUUCUUCUCCAUCCAUGUUUUAAUAGAGCUUCCUAGAUUGUUGACUAGCCCCUGCAUCUAUCUGGGCACUUAGAUGGCCAACUUCACAUGAGCAUGUGAGCACCUCCCAACCAUUCAUGGAUUUUAUCCUCAGGCAGGAAGUAGUAUCACAAUUUUACAGGUGGGGACCUGAGCACAGGUAGGUUAAGUGACAUCCUCAAGGUCACACAGGGAGUUAAUGGAACCCAGCUGUCCUGAUCCAGUCCAAUGCACUAUCUGUUAGACCGCCCUUCCUCUUAUUGUUCCCUGCAUUGACUCUUGUCCCACAUGCUCCAUACUGGAGCUGCUAACUUUCCAUACUGGGGAGCGGGGGGGGGGGGGAAUCCUUUUCAGCCUUGACUGCACCGAGUUUUUUAGCCAGUGGUGCAGCUGCACUCCUGCAAACCUCUAGUGUAGUCCAUGUUGCACCAGUGUAAACCAUGACCUGCCUCAGUGCAGCUUAUCCUGGUUUGAAACAAUGUGACAUGCUAAACAGUGUGGCCCAGCUCCUUGGUGGAUGUAAACCAGUGUAGCUCCAUUGAAGUCAAUAGCCGCCCUCCCAUUAAUGUCAAGGGGAACUAUUUGGCACUUUAUGGCCAAGAUUUUAAAAAAUAACUAUUUAAAGUUAGUCUCCUUUGGGCCAGAUUUUAAAUGUAUUUAGGUUUCUAACUCCUAUGGAAGUGAGGUAUCUAAGUACCUUUAAAAAUCUGGCCCGUAGUGCAUAUUUAGGUAUCAAAAUAAGUGUCUUGAUUUUCAUAGUUGUUGAACCAACCAUAGUUCCCAUUGACUUCACUCAGUGAUGUCAGGUGCUUGGCCUUCCUGAAAAUCAGGACACUUAUUUAGGACACUAAAAAUAUGGAUUUAGGUGCCUAAUUCGAGGCAUUCAAGUUGAAAUAUUUUGAUCCUAGUGCUCACUGUCCAGUAAGUUUUAUGGCUUCCUUACUAGGAAAUCAAUAGGUCAUAUGACUUUUGUUGUAUCACAAAAAUUUUCAUGUGACAAAGAGAGAAGGUCAUUGCUAAAAGUCCUGGAGCUUCGCAUACAAUAAACCAUUCAGCUUAGAAAGAAGAACCAUGCAUGGCUCCCUGAAUAAGGGACAGGUGCCUUUCAUCAGGUGACCCUAGUCACUGAUGAAGACCUCCCACUCUAAGAUUUCUGGCACACCAAAUCCAGCAUGAGCCAACAGAAGGUCCACUGAUGAUGACCUGGAAGGUCUCUAGUGAGCAGUACCCUAGAUCCAACUGGCUUGGUGUUCUCAAAUGGCAGGGCCCCAAUGGCAGGUUCAGUGUCAAAUACCAUUAACCGAAAAUGUUUAGAACAAAGCAGAGAAGGGAGAAGAGCCGCUCUGGGAGUAGUGUGUCUCCAUCACUCUUCUCUGUUGGUCGACCACUUCCAAAUUAUACAGAAGCAUCUGAUCAUUUUAUGUCAUUGUAGAGCUACCUUUGAUUUCCAAUGAAAAGCAUAUUGUGUUCUUUAGUCUUCCUGAGGUAUUUAAUUUGUUAGCCUGGUUCAAAGAAACAACAAGCAUUCAAAUAAAGGUU
Gopherus evgoodei (Goodes thornscrub tortoise) is the source of this 9079-nucleotide messenger RNA. Its product is annotated as serine/arginine repetitive matrix protein 4-like. Gene Ontology annotation, molecular function: mRNA binding. The coding region runs from base 41 to 1417 and encodes 458 amino acids. Gene Ontology annotation, cellular component: nucleus. The transcript has 7 exons. NCBI's taxonomy places the organism in Eukaryota, Metazoa, Chordata, Testudines, Testudinidae. The record is from RefSeq and is a predicted model, not a curated record. Gene Ontology annotation, biological process: neuron maturation; regulation of RNA splicing; mRNA processing.